AUGGAAAGCAUCCUCGCCAGCUAUCCAGAUUACAAGUCAACGUCCCGUUUGGACGACCUUCGCGCAACAGACUACGGCUACCUCGACAAGCAAGGACACCUCUAUCUCGAUUUCACUGGCGCGGGCCUCGCUGCGCAGUCUCAAUUCCGUGCACACGAAGCUCGACUCGAGCAAACCCUCUUCGGGAACCCCCAUUCCAUAAAUCCAACGAGCCAGUCUGCUACCAACCUUGUGGAAGAUACCAGAGCUCGCGUCCUAUCCUACCUCAACGCAUCCCCGGAUGACUACACUGUCAUUUUCACCCCGAACGCGACAGGCGCAGCAAGACUGGUCGCAGAGGCCUAUCCCUUCAAGCGGCGAACGAGGCUUGUCCUCACAUCCGACAACCACAACUCGGUCAACGGUCUGAGGGAAUUUGCGCGCCGAAACCAUGCCCGGACUGUAUAUAUCCCCGUCCGCGCUCCGGAGCUGAGGGUAGAUUCAUCUGAUCUGAUGUCAGCACUAAAGCCUCGCAAGACAGGGUUGUUCGGUUCGGCAGCCCCCCGCAGGAGCGGUUUGUUCGCAUACCCGGCCCAGAGCAACUUUAGUGGUGUGCGUCAUCCGCUUUCUUGGAUCGGCGUGGCACAGCAGCAGGGUUAUGACGUGCUGCUUGAUGCCGCGGCUUACUUACCGACCUCGAUCCUCGAUCUGUCCCCCUCUGGCGUCCAACCAGAAUUCGUCAUCGUCAGUUGGUACAAACUGUUUGGGUAUCCGACCGGGGUCGGCUGCCUGAUCGUGCGGCGCGACGCUCUGUCACGACUGGCCAGCACGCGACCUUGGUUCUCCGGGGGCACAAUCACGGCGGCGUCAGUUGGGAUACCUUGGCACGUUAUGGCCCCAGACGAAGCGGCCUUUGAAGAUGGCACAGUCAACUUCUUAUCGAUUCCAGACGUUCAUUUUGGGUUGGACUGGCUGGACGGAAUCGGGAUGCCCUUGAUCGCUACCAGAGUCCAGUGCUUGACCGCAUGGUGUCUUGAUCGUCUACGAACCCUGGAACACAGCGACGGGUCGCCGGUGACCAGGGUUUAUGGUCCGACGAAUAUGAUAUCAAGGGGCGGUACAAUAUGUUUCAACUUCCUAGACGUAGGCGGCAGAGUGGUGGACGAGAGGCUGGUCGCCGUGGAGUCGUCGACGCAAAAGAUAUCACUGCGGACCGGCUGCUUCUGCAACCCAGGCGCUGGCGAAACAGCCUUUGGUCUGAACAAAAGGGCGUUGGAGCCGCUGAACCAGGUUCAGAGCAACUCUUUAGAUGACUACGUACGGCUGCUUGCUCCGGUUGGAGCCGUACGUAUUUCCUUCGGCUUUAUAUCGACGGCAGAGGAUGUGGAACGGUUCAUUGACUUUGCGGAAAAGACAUAUCGAGAUAGACUGACACCUGUCAAUGGUCUGCCAGCACAAGACCGCUGCUAA
Colletotrichum spaethianum is the source of this 1449-nucleotide messenger RNA. RefSeq names its product molybdenum cofactor sulfurase. Bases 1 to 1449 code for a protein of 482 amino acids. NCBI's taxonomy places the organism in Eukaryota, Fungi, Ascomycota, Sordariomycetes, Glomerellales, Glomerellaceae. The record is from RefSeq and is a predicted model, not a curated record. The transcript has a single exon.